Messenger RNA from Osmia lignaria (orchard mason bee), 4951 nucleotides. RefSeq names its product solute carrier family 41 member 1-like. Gene Ontology annotation, molecular function: monoatomic cation transmembrane transporter activity. Lineage: Eukaryota; Metazoa; Arthropoda; Insecta; Hymenoptera; Megachilidae. Gene Ontology annotation, biological process: monoatomic cation transport. Gene Ontology annotation, cellular component: plasma membrane. The record is from RefSeq and is a predicted model, not a curated record.
AUACGUACGAAAGGAAGAAGCGUGAUGGUUGAGAAGCACAUCAUCCCGUCUCCGUCAAUGAAAUAGUUAGAUCUGUCAGUGCCAACUAUCGCAUCGGGCUCGGCGGAGCCUUUUAGAUUUCAUCUAUCGCGUUCUUCCAUCCAGUCGUUUUCUAAAGCUGUUUUCGCGCUGCUCUCCCUAUCGUUUACCUACCGGCUAUACUUUCUUCCAACUGUUGUCGAGAAAAAAAAGGAUCAGAGAGGAUCGGAGAAGAUGGAUUUCCUCGAUUAAAGUUGACAGGAAGAAUAUUGGAAAAACAUUCGUUUCGUACAGUGUAAUUGCUUGAACGCGUACCGGCGGAAGGGCAAAGAUCAAAGAAAUAGAAAUUCCACGAGACGAUGCACGUCCUCGGAUUUCUGUGUCUGUAUUUAUCGUACUCCGUCCGUAUCGUAGUAAAAGACUUUUUCACGUUCCCCAAGAGGGUUCGCGCGUUCUUCGUUCUUCGUUCUUCGCUGUUACGUCGGCAACGAAAAGAACGAGAAUAAUUGGCACGAGUAGCGAAAUAGUAGAAUAGAAUUGUACGUGGUCUGGCCAAAGCUUCGAGUUUUGAACGAAACGAGAAAAGAAAAUAAUCCGCGACGGUGCAUGAACGAACACGCACGCGUCCCAAAGCGUGUAUACCUUUUUUCGAUACGUAGAAACUCUUAAUUUUGAGAAAUUUCUCUUCUCUCACUCUCUCUCUCUCUCUUUCUCUUUCUCUAUCUAUCUCUGUUUCGCUUCUUCUUUUCCACCUUCACUCUACGUAUACGUAUUUCUCCGUUGUUUACCGUUUCACAUCGCGUUACGAUCACGUGUAAAUAUAAAACCUUUUAUCUCGUAUGGACCGUCGCGUCGGUCGCAAGACAGGAGGGUAGUACAUAGCUACUUGGAGAAUACGAUGGGAACAGAUCGGUUCGUUCGUCCAUGGUAAACGAAGGGGAUGCGUUCGAAAGCGCGGUUCGCGGCUCACGGGAACCAAGUAUCACAAACGUAUGUUAAGUUAUUGCUCCUCAUGGUCGAACUUAAACACGUGGAGUAAUUUAUCAAUUUGUGAAUAUGUUACGGAAGUGCUUCGUACUCGCGCGUCGCUAACGUUAAACGGCAAUAUUUGCAAAUGUCAAUGCAUGAAUGUUGCAGGACACGUUUGAUUAUUAUUGAUUGUGCGCUAUCUUCACUUUUUGUUUUUACAUUACAACACAGCAGCAGCAGCAGCAGCAACAGCAGCAAUAACAGCAACAGCAACUACAAUAUCAAGAAAAGGAAAGAGACGCAACCAGCGAACAUUUAGACAAGCGUUAUCAUUCUCAAAGGAGAAUGGCUAUAUAUCCGUGGCAGCAAGUCGCAAGAGGUCCUCAGUAGAAGAUGAUAGAGGACCAGACGCAUCAACAUCCGGUACGACUACCACCCGACAAGCAUGCCCGUAUCGAUGUUACAGGAGGGAAAUUUGAAAAUGAUCAAUGCAAAGAACCUCUGCUUUCGGAAAGGCAAAUUUGCCACAGGAUAACGGGAACGGAGGAGGUUCGUUCGCGUGCUUGUGCCUCGGAAUCGACGACACUGGGAAACGCUACGACGAGCACGAGCACGAGCACGAGUUCGAUCACAGGCACGAAUAAUAUGGUCACGGUCACGGCUACGGUAGGGACAGGAACGAAUGGGAACGCGAACGCGAACGCGAACGCAUGGAUAGACACCGUUGUCGGGGUUAACAUCGGUAGCGUCGCUACCACCACGCCGGACAACAACACCAUCAUCAACAAUAAUAAAUCUCUGGAUGACGAUUGCAUUCAAGUACCGAUCUUUGACGAAGGAACGACCGACAGUGGCCGUCUACCAGACGUCGUGGCCGAAAGUAAAAUUUAUGGCGUGACCGAGAACGAACCUAUCGAAUCGUACCUGGCAAUUACCAUUCAAGUUUUCAUACCGUUUCUUAUCGCUGGCCUUGGCAUGGUGGGAGCUGGAUUGGUUCUGGAUUUGGUUCAACAUUGGGUCGUGUUCGAAAAAGUGAGCGAACUUAUCAUUCUGGUACCGGCAUUGUUGGGUCUAAAAGGCAAUUUGGAAAUGACUCUCGCAUCGCGCCUCUCCACUCAAGCGAAUCUUGGACAUAUGGACACGCCGAAAGAGCAAUGGUACAUGAUCGUUGGAAACCUCGUCCUGAUUCAAAAGACCAGUUCGUGUUGGCAGUGCCAAGCGAUAGUGGUUGGAUUUCUGGGCUCGGUAGUGGCGAUCGCAAUGGGGGCAUUUCGAAACAGCACCAUCUCGUUGGACCACGCUUACCUGUUGUGCGCAAGCAGUUUGGUUACUGCCUCUUUGGCCUCGUUCGUCCUCGGAUUGAUCACCGCAGGAGUGAUCGUUUUCUCGCGACACUGCCACAUAAAUCCGGACAACGUUGCCACUCCGAUAGCCGCGAGCCUCGGUGAUAUCACUUCCUUGGCUUUGCUCUCUUGGAUAUCAACUAUUCUCUACGAGUCGAUAAACAAGCAAGAUUGGGUCGCGCCUCUCGUGAUCGCCUGCUACCUCUUGGUCACACCACUCUGGGUAUGGAUCGCCAAAAAGAACAAGUAUACCAACGAUGUUCUUUAUUCCGGCUGGACUCCUGUCAUGAUCGCGAUGUUGAUCAGUAGUUGCGGCGGUCUGAUAUUAGAGUUCAUGGUGUCACGGUUCGAGAACUUGACCGUUUUCCAACCAGUUAUCAACGGCGUGGGUGGAAAUCUGGUUGCCGUGCAAGCGAGUAGAAUAUCGACGGCUCUACACAAACAAGCGGAACUGGGAACACUUCUGAUACCGCCGGGUCACACGCAUCCCGUCAUCUUUAUCACGCCUAUCGCUAAUUUUUUCGGCAAAGGUUUGCACGCGAGAACGACCAGAGUUCUAAUGGCGAUGGUUAUACCGGGUCACAUCAUUUUUAUUUAUCUGAUCAAUUACAUGAAGGACGGCAACGCCUCGUUGACACCUCUAUUCGUUUUCGUUUACCUCUGCGCCGCUAUGCUCCAAGUUGCUGCCCUUCUCUACAUCGCCUACAUUAUGAUACAUUGGAUGUGGAAACGAAAAAUCGACCCCGACAACUCGGCGAUUCCGUACUUGACGGCAAUGGGAGACCUGCUAGGCAUCAGUUUGCUAGCGAUCGCUUUUCAAUUUCUCUAUUUAGUUGGCGAUCAGGAUUCCGAUCAAACCAUCACCCCCUAAAACGCUCACUUUGAACUCGAUCGAAUUUUCUGGUCGGAUGCAAAUUCUUUUCCAUCUCGAUUCUUUAUGUAGAACGCGAUACGAUCGAGAACCGUUCAGGAAUCCUCAUCGAUAGGAUCGUUUCCUAAUGUCAGCUGCUUUUCAUUUCACCUUAUCUUCUUUUCUUUCUUUCUUUCUUUCUUUCUUUUUUCAAAGAUAAUGAAACUGCAUUUAAUCAUCAACGCAGUUGUUGAUAGUCUUUCGUUCGAAAAAUGUUAGACAACCGUAGGUCGAGAAAGAAUUAAUUACACGUCACCGAGUCAACACCGAUUCUUAACGAGGCUGUGCUUUAACGAAAGUAUUGUUAUAUCGUUGUAUCGCAUUUUAUGAGAAUCAGAUAGAACGACGAUAAUGUCCUCCUGUUCUUUGAAACGUUUAAUUUGACUUGACUCGACUCGACUCGACUCCACUCGAAUCAAAUCAAACUGAAUUAUCUAUCCUCCUCCUUUUUACUACCUCCGCUCGACUCGAUUGCAUUUCAGUUUUAUUUUCCAAAUUGUUCGAAUACGUUUGCAACCGAUCACGAGAUUCGAGGACGAUUUGCUAAUCUUAAAAUCGGUUUUUAAGGGAAACAAACAAAACGAUAAAUGAAAAAAAAGAAAUCAAAGUACCGCUUCGUCUUGAUCGAAUUGUUACUUUUCCGGAAAGUUUUGGUACACAACAGACAAACGUAAGUAGCGGAAUUUGAUAAAAUUCGGAUAUCGGUCGUUCUGCACUAUACGCUGUGUGCCGUGUACAUACAUACACGUCCUUGAAUAAUCGCGAUAAGACGAGACGAGACGAGACGAGACGAGACGCGACGCGACGCGACGCGACGAAACGAAACGAAACGAAACGUUUCGUCUGCUUUUCUACCCUGCAUCCCGUGUGGUUUUACUAAAGUCUUCCACCGAUGCCGUUUCAAACUCUACCUAACUUGUACAACUUACGUGAACAAACGGGUAUAGAUUUAUGGACUUUGAACAGCGAAACAAUCGAGUAAGGGAUGAUAAGGGAUGUUUUCCUUUUCUUUACCCUUUCUUUUUUUUGUCAUUCCGGCUUCUCUUCUACUCGUCUGAAUAAACACGCACGGAAGGAAAAAAGUAAAGGAGUAAAAAUUACGGAGUAAAGGAGUAACGACAAAUGGACAUUUUUCGACUCUGUUUUUCUCUGUCAUUCGACGUUGUCCAGAAUUCCUACAAACUGUUACGUACCGCUUGCACAUUGUUCGUAUUUUUGAUACUUCGCAAGCUGAAUCGAUCGAAAAGAAUACUCAAGAAUGCAGAAUAAUUUAUGGAUGCGUCACACGAUCUAUACAUACAUACAUACAUACAUGUAUAUAUGUAUAACUCAGGCUGAUGCUAAUUCGUCGUAUCAUUGUACGAUCAAUAGCUUCGCUUCUAGACAUGGCAAUCGAUUAAAUGCAAACUCGUUCGCGCAAUCGAUUGUAGUUAAAACGAAAUCGGUACCGCGCGUUCCAUGUCCCACAACGAGAGUCAGCUACGCGCGAUGAUACGGCCUUUACCAUAGUCAAUUUUCUUUCUUGUUCCUUCCUCUAUUCACCAUACACAAACUUUAUCUGUUUAAAUGCGCCUAUCAACGCUACACACAGCUAACGUUUUGGUAACAUUGUAAAAACUGUUAGGAAAGAAACUAUAUAUAUAUAUAUAUAUAUACCAAAGAUUAGACUAUAAAUAUAUCUUGACAAUAAUGUUUGUUUCAAGAAGGUAAA